Closterium sp. Naga37s-1 is the source of this 534-nucleotide messenger RNA. The record is from the annotation of a GenBank genome assembly. Lineage: Eukaryota; Viridiplantae; Streptophyta; Zygnematophyceae; Desmidiales; Closteriaceae.
AUGGGGAAAUACACAUUGCGUCCCUCAACAUCAACACAUAGUGGUUGGUCUCCCGGAGCUAUCAAUGUGCCAGAGGAGGAUAGGCCAUUUGAGGCCACCAAGAGAGACAUUCAGCAGCUGUUUGCACCUUUCGCGCAGCCUGCUCGCCAUUUUUCAAAACCUUCCUCCCCUCCAUCCCCCACCACCACCAAACCCCACCCUCCCUCCUCCCCCUCUUCCCCCAACCCUCAGCUCAAGAGCAUGCGGCUUCCCCGCAAGUUCAACGGGGGGCACAGGGGGUUUGCGUUUGUGGAGUUUGCAACAAAGAGGGAAGCUGAGAGUGCCUUUGAUGCGCUCAAGAGCACCCACCUGUAUGGCCGCCACCUUGUGCUUGAAAGGGCCAAGGAGGGCGGGGGGCUUAACGAGCUACGUGCCAAAACUGCCGUCCAGUUUCUGGAUGGCGGGGCGGGCGGCGUGCGGCAGAAGAAGCGUGCCAAGCUGGGGCAGGGCGUGGAUGACAGUGAUGUGGCAUUUCGGGAAAUGCAGUUUGGUUGA